CCAUGGCGGAGGCGGCGCAGGGCCGGGUGCAGGCCGCGGUGGAGAGCGCGGUGCAGGGGCUGGAGCGGGAGCAGAUCCGCGGCAUGCAGGGCGCCAUGUUCCGCUGCAGCGCGCGGUGCUGCGAGGACGCCGCAGCGUCCAUGCAGGAGGUGCAGCGCUGCAUCGAGCGCUGCCACGCGCCCCUGGCCCGCGCCCAGGCCAUCGUCACCGCCGAGCUCGAGCACUUCCAGGACCGGCUGAGCCGCUGCUCGCUGCAGUGCUCGGACCAGGCCAAGGACGCCCUGGACUCGGGGGGCUCGGAGCCGCGCGUGCGGGGCCAGCUGGACGCCUGCCUGGCCACCUGCGGGGAGCAGCACCUGCGCCUCGUGCCCGCCAUGGCCAAGAAGAUGCGGGACGGUCUGGCCAGCAUCCAGCAGUGACAGCGGGGACACCCCCGGGACACCCCGGGGACGCCCCCGCAGCAGCACACACUCAUUAAAGGCCAAGGUUCAUGGACAAGAAGCUGUCGUGUGAGUUCUGGAACUGAUCCCACCCCGAUCCUCUGCCCCGGGACCCCAGCCCGCUCUGAUCCCUGUCACGGUGCCCGGGGACCCUCACGGUCAUCGAGGAGUCCGUGGAGAUGGCGGCGGGCAACAGAACAACAUCGGCAGGGUGCUGAGGGCACUGGGAACGGGGUGGUGAGGGCACUGGGAGCACUGGUGGAGCCGUGUGUGCGGUCAAUGAGGGGGAAUUUUGGUAAAGCACAGGAAUGGGAAUUCAGAGCUUUGGGUGCUUCUCAGCUCCCCCCUUCCAGGUGAUCCGAGGGAACAGCAUCAUCACGCUGGCAGCUUUGGAACGAGUAUAAAACCCCUGGAAAAACCUCAAAUUCCCCAGCACCAGUUCCAUUCCGUUGUCCAUGACUCUGCUCCCGAGUGUACAAUUAUUUUGUUUUUGUUAUUAAAUCAGUUUUGUAAUGGUUGAA
Messenger RNA from Melospiza georgiana, 961 nucleotides. It is a transcript of the gene TIMCC, whose product is annotated as family with sequence similarity 136 member A. The coding region runs from base 3 to 419 and encodes 138 amino acids. The record is from RefSeq and is a predicted model, not a curated record. NCBI's taxonomy places the organism in Eukaryota, Metazoa, Chordata, Aves, Passeriformes, Passerellidae. The transcript is spliced from 4 exons. Gene Ontology annotation, cellular component: cytoplasm.